Messenger RNA from Xiphophorus maculatus (southern platyfish), 1066 nucleotides. RefSeq names its product tetraspanin-18-like. The record is from RefSeq and is a predicted model, not a curated record. The coding region runs from base 292 to 1023 and encodes 243 amino acids. Gene Ontology annotation, cellular component: membrane. The transcript is spliced from 8 exons. Lineage: Eukaryota; Metazoa; Chordata; Actinopteri; Cyprinodontiformes; Poeciliidae.
AUUGAAUUCAUUUGAAUAAAACGCCUCCCCAUAUUUAACAGCCCCACAGGAAGCUGGUGAUAAACAUCCGUGGUGCUUUUAUUCUGAAGAGCCAACCGGAAGCGGCUCUGGUCUCUUGUCGGUUCGUUCAGCGGCGCGUCGUCGCCACUCACCGCGGAUCGAGCCCGCAGCGGAGCGGCUGCUGCCGGACUCUUCACCUGGUCGCUCGGCUUUUCUCGGAAACACUCGAGUUCGUUUGAAGAACUCGGAAAAAUCCGGUUCGGAUCCAGAAACCCGGAAGAGCUUGUGGCCAUGGAGGGCGACUGCCUGAGCUGCAUCAAAUAUCUCAUGUUCGUCUUCAACUUCUUCAUCUUCCUGGGCGGCUCCGUCCUGCUGGCCGUGGGCGUCUGGGUGUCGGUCGACCCGCUGGGCUUCAGGGAGGCGGUGGCGGUGAGCCCCCUGCUGGUCACCGGCGUCUCCGUGGUUCUGGUUCUGGGCGGGCUGCUGUUCCUGCUGGGCUUCCUGGGCUGCUGCGGCGCCGUCCAGGAGAACCGCUGUCUGCUGCUGCUGUUCUUCAUGCUCAUCCUCUUCAUCUUCCUGGCGGAGCUGGCGGCGGCCAUCUUGGCCUUCCUCUUUAGGGAGAACUUAAGCAGAGAGUACUUCAGCCGGGAACUGAAACGCCACUACCAGGGCCGGAACAACAGCGAUGUCUUUACGUCCACCUGGAACGUCAUUAUGACCACGCUGGAGUGCUGCGGCGCCAGCGGCCCCGAUGACUUCCAGCAGAGCCUGUUCCGGCUGCUCCACCCCAACCAGCUACUUCCUGAGGCCUGUUGCCAGGGUGACGGCCACCUGGGCGAGGGCGGCAUUGAGCAGUGCGUCAGCGGCGGCGUGGCGUUCCGGCACAGCAAGGGCUGCUACUCGGCCUUGGUGGAAUACUUUGAGACGUACAUCUACGCUGCAGGAGCGCUGACCAUCGGCGUGCUGACCAUCGAACUCUUCGCCAUGGGCUUCGCCUUGUGUCUGUUCAGAGGCAUCCAGUAGACUCUUCCUCCUCCUCCUCCUCCUCCUCCUCCUCCUCCUCCUC